Paraglomus brasilianum is the source of this 579-nucleotide messenger RNA. The record is from the annotation of a GenBank genome assembly. NCBI's taxonomy places the organism in Eukaryota, Fungi, Glomeromycota, Glomeromycetes, Paraglomerales, Paraglomeraceae.
AUGAGUGAACCGAAUAAUAUGAACAAUUAUAUCGGACAUUACAACAACAUUUGUCAAUCGACUUACCCGGAAGACGUUAAUUCUGACGACGCCAAUCUUCCAAGUCACCAAUCUCAUACUCAAGAUUUCCUUCCUUCUGUUGCCUCCGUUUCUCUCUCCGAUAAUGUCGAUGUGAUGUUUAAUACUAUGAAUGCUAUGGACUGCGAAAAUACCGGGGAUUAUACGGGCAAUUAUGCAUCAUAUCAAGACUAUCCCUCAGAUUCUUAUUAUACCCACAUUAAUGGACAGUUGAAUUCGAAUCCCGAUCAAGCCGAAACUCAUUCAAACAGCUCUUGUCCGCUCCCAGUAUCUUUUCAAACAUUAUAUGGCUCUACCAACAUUUAUUCCGAUGCGAUGAACGACGACGGUCCCACAGAUAAUUGUUUUGGUAUGAUCAACAAUUCAUCUACUUCGUAUGUUUUUACGCACGAUCCCACAGGCACCGGAUAUGUUGUUACGAAAGUAGAACAUACUCAAUUAGUAUUAGGCAGGAUGUCGGCUGCUGACUUUAACCAGAUGUUGGCUACAACUCGAAUGUGA